Messenger RNA from [Candida] anglica, 1343 nucleotides. The record is from the annotation of a GenBank genome assembly. Lineage: Eukaryota; Fungi; Ascomycota; Pichiomycetes; Serinales; Debaryomycetaceae.
AAACGAACCAACAACUUUCCAACUACUUGUCCUUCAUUAUAACUAACUAGUCACUCCUUUCUAGUAGUCAUUCUUUAUAUAUAUAUAUAUUUGUUGGUUUUUAUUUUUUGAAUUAAUUUUGUUUUUGUUUACAAUAUGAGAUCUUCAAUUAUUACCUUAUUGGCCCUUGCUGCCACUGCUCUUGCUGUUCCUUUGGAACAACAACAACAUCAACACAAGCAUCAACACCAAAAGAGAGAUGUUUAUACCCAAAUCGUUUACGUUGAUGGUGAUGGAAAGGUUACCACUCCAGCUGGAGCCUCCCCAACUACCACUCCAACUGCCACUGCUUCUCCAACUACCUUGACCACCAAGACUACUUCUGCUCCACAAUCUUCUGCUGCCCAAUCUUCUGGUUCCAGCUCUUCUGGUGGUUCCGGUGGUAUCUCCGGUGAUCUUUCUGCCUUUUCUGACCCAUCUGUUGAAUUUGAAGAUGGUGUUCAUGACUGUGGUUCUCUUCCAACUGGUCAAGGUGUCAUUGCCGUUGAUUGGCUCUCUAACCUUAACGGUGGAUUCACUUCCAUCAUGAACCUUAACGGUGACACCUCUACCGACUGUACUGAUGGUUUCUACUGUUCUUAUGCUUGUCAAGCUGGUAUGUCCAAGACUCAAUGGCCAUCUAACCAACCUGCCUCUGGUAUUUCCGUUGGUGGUUUGUUAUGUAAGAAUGGUAAGUUGUACAGAUCUAACCAAGAUUCCAAGUACUUGUGUUCUUGGGGUAAAGAAACUGCUGCCUUUGUUUCCAAGAUUGAAAAGGAUGUUGCUAUCUGUAGAACUGAUUACCCAGGUUCUGAAAACAUGAAUGUUCCAACCUUAUUGAAGGCUGGUGGUACUUCUCCAGCUUCUGUUGUUGAUUCUGAUAACUACUUCACUUGGAAGGGUGGUAGAACUUCUACCCAAUACUAUGUUAACAAUGCUGGUGUUUCUAUUGAAGAUGGUUGUAUUUGGGGAACUGAUGGUUCUGGUGUUGGUAACUGGGCUCCAGUUGUUCUUGGUGCUGGUGUCACUGGUGGUAAGACUUACUUGUCCUUGAUUCCAAACCCAAACAACAAGGAUGCUCCAAACUAUAGCAUCAAGAUUGAAGGUGCUGAUGGAUCCGAUGUCAAUGGUGCUUGUAAGUACGAAAACGGUCAAUACGUUGGUGGUAACGGUUCCGAUGGUUGUACCGUUACUGUUUCUUCUGGAAAGGCCAACUUUAUCUUUUAUUAGAUUAUAUAUGGCUUUGGGAUUAUUUUUUCACCAUUUCGGUUUCGUUGGAUUUUUAAAAUUUUCGUUUGUAUAAUAUUAUUAAAAGGUUAUUAAGA